AUGAAGUUCUACCGACUCUGGUUUCAAGUUGGCACCAAAUUGGCUUGCAACCCCAGUCUUGUCGCUUUUGAGCCUAUCAAUGAGCCCCCAUGCAACGAUGCUGAUGAUGCGACUGAAAUCAAUAAGCUCAACACAAUCUUCCUCCAGGCAAUCAACGAUGCUGGCGGAUUUAAUUCCCAGCGAGUCGUUACUCUCGUCGGAGGUGGUGAGGAUAGUAUCAAGACAUCUGAAUGGUUUGAGGCGCCAUCUGGAUUUUCCAAUCCGUACGCUAUUCAAUUCCACUACUACAGCCCUUAUGAUUUCAUUUUCAGCGCCUGGUAUGUAGCAUUACACAAACUGCAGAAUGUCCUACUGAUAUUCUACAGGGGCAAGACUAUAUGGGGAUCUGAUGCAGACAAAGCAACGGUUCUUUCCGACCUCCAAUUACUCCGAGGCAACUUCACCAAUGUCCCUAUCGUCCUCGGUGAAUAUGAUGCGUCCCCUACCAACACAGAGCCCGCUGCCCGGUGGAAGUACGUCGACUAUUUGAUUCGAAAUGCUCUUGGCCUGGAUGUUUCCUGCAUUCUUUGGGAUAAUGGCUUGGAUCAUUUAGAUCGAGACACUGGUACCUGGCGCGAUCCGAAUUCCAUUUCGAUGAUCACCAAAUCAACCGCGUCAACACAAAAUAGCUUACCCGAUAGCACCGAAGAUUCUUCCACGACUACCCAGUGGUCUUCAGCUUCCCUGUUUCAUGAAUAUGGAACUCAAGUUGUCGCGCAAAGUCUCCCCUUUCUUUUCAAUGGAAACACGCUUUCUUUGAUCAGCGACUCCACCGGCUCAAUUUUACAAUCAGGCACUGACUACUCGGUCUCCAGCUCCGGCAUCACAUUAACUGCUUCUUAUCUUUCAAAACAUCUCUCACCUGCGACUUCUCCCGGCGUAAUUGCUGAUCUCACUUUGAAGUUCUCUGGAGGUGAGUCAUCGCCCAUAAUUCAGAUUGUCCAGUGGAAAACGCCCACUCUGUCGUCCACGUCGGCCGUGGCAUCAUCGGUUUCUGGCGCAGACUUAUCUAUUCCCAUCACCUGGGGUGGACUUACAACGGUGGCUGCAGUCAAAGCAGUGACUACAAGCGGUGUAUACUUGGUCGAUGACUUCACUGUAUAUCUGGGUCCUCUGCAGCAGGCUAGAACGGUGAGCUUUUACCUUCAAGUCGCGUCGGAGAAAGACUGA
Messenger RNA from Penicillium atrosanguineum, 1209 nucleotides. RefSeq names its product putative extracellular endoglucanase. Gene Ontology annotation, biological process: glucan catabolic process. NCBI's taxonomy places the organism in Eukaryota, Fungi, Ascomycota, Eurotiomycetes, Eurotiales, Aspergillaceae. The coding region runs from base 1 to 1209 and encodes 402 amino acids. The transcript is spliced from 3 exons. The record is from RefSeq and is a predicted model, not a curated record. Gene Ontology annotation, molecular function: beta-glucosidase activity. Gene Ontology annotation, cellular component: cell surface; extracellular region.